Molecule: messenger RNA, 1529 nt
Organism: Suillus paluster
Lineage: Eukaryota; Fungi; Basidiomycota; Agaricomycetes; Boletales; Suillaceae
Exons: 2
Coding region: 90-1529 (479 amino acids)
Source: RefSeq, a predicted model, not a curated record
GGUACAUAAUAAAGUCUCUUAUACUCGACUGGGGAACUCAUACGAGUUCUCUCUCUUUAGACGCUUACUGUCUUUUACAAAACCGUACCAUGCCUCCUAUUAACAUCAAUACUAGCUCUUUUAAACUCGAUGCACCCGGCAUCGCAGGGUUUUUCGGCGGCGAAGAAGCCGUCCUUGGGAUGCAGACCAUUCAUCUCUACGAAUACAGAAAAUGGCUGGGAUGGUACAACUCUCCCGGCGGCUGGACUGUUGGCAAGUUCGGAACACUCGCAAAUUCCCGUUUCUGGAACACAGUCUUCCCUGGGCUCCAUGAAGGCCCUACAAAAUUAUUUGGGUUCGAUGGCAAGCAGGGGCCAAAAUAUGUCGCCUCUAGAUCUGGAUCCUCCCUGGAGCACACCGGCCACCUUGCAUAUUUGAUAACGCAAAGCUGCAAGGAGCCAGAAGUGCAGGUGGAAGGAGGUCUCACGAAACGGAUUAAAGUGACUAUUAUCCAGACACAACCCAAUCCAUCUGUGAAAGAGAAUCGGCCAGUUCGCACGAUCCCACCUGGGCGUCACGUGCACGUUGCCAUUCUCCCGAUGGCCGUCAGCUUUAUUACAUGUGCGCUUUGCGGAUGGACAUACGACUGGUUCUGUUGUGUUAUGAUUCUUCUGGGAAUCGUCUCUAAUGGCCUGUUUACCUUGGUCAUAGGAUCCGCAUGUUUAGGGCUGAAAGGCAUGAAGUCAUCACAGACAGCUCCGCCCGGAGACGGGAUGCUAAUGGAUGGCGAUGACAUCAUCAUCCUCCUCGGGACAGCGGGAAACGUCGGCACCAUCACGAGGGGCCAGUUCGUUCUCGAAUAUGAGCCCUGGGUGAAGAAGGGGAGCAGGGAGGAAAAGAGAAAAUGUUCCGUUCCUGGAGACGGGAUGGGAUCAGCCAGCUCGAAUCGCGGAAACGAUGCAGACGAGUAUGACGAGUAUGCCGCUAUUGGAUUAUGUUCGCUCCUGCUCGUCAUACAACUCCUCAGUCAAGCGCUCUUGAUCCCCCAGGGCACAUUAUUCUUCGGCCAAAUCAUGUUCCUGUCCUCCAUCGCGGCUUCCUGGGUGUACAACUUUUACUUGUCCUCGAUGGAUAAGGAGUGUAUUCAACAGAGGUUGCUCCUAGAUGUACUCGAUUUGCAUAUGCAGCCGUACAGCCCAGGCAAGAGAACAACUGCUGUUGUAUUCGCAUGCUUGAUGCUCCAGCCUCGUGGCAAUGAUGCAGAUGAAUGGGAGAGUUUCAAACCAGCAGCCAUCAUCCAACAUUUGAUUCCAAAUGAUACGCAGGUGUGGAUUACAUGGAGACAAAAGGUCUUGGGCGUAAUAAGCGAGCGCGAACGCAACCAAGAAGCUUGCUACGGUUUGCUCCAGGUGAACGCCGAGGAUGAAGCGAGGAUGAAGAAGGAUGACAUAUACCUUCUCGAGCAACUCCUGGUGGACGCUCGCACCGCAUACGAUCAGGCCACGGCAGAGCAGCGUAGACUUGGGUCGAUCGGCGGCAAGGAGGACUGA